GUGUAGCUUUGCCCGGAAGUUAAUCCGCUGGUGUCGAGCGCGAAUUUGUGAAGAUGAAUCCUUUAACUAAAGUGAAGCUGAUCAACGAGCUGAACGAGCGAGAGGUCCAGCUUGGGGUGGCGGAUAAGGUGUCCUGGCACUCCGAGUACAAAGACAGCGCCUGGAUCUUUCUGGGAGGGCUUCCUUAUGAACUGACUGAAGGAGACAUCAUCUGUGUGUUCUCACAAUAUGGGGAGAUUGUUAACAUUAAUCUUGUGCGAGACAAGAAGACUGGGAAAUCCAAAGGGUUUUGUUUCCUCUGCUAUGAAGACCAAAGGAGCACAGUUCUGGCUGUUGACAAUUUUAAUGGGAUCAAGAUAAAAGGAAGAACUAUUCGUGUGGAUCAUGUGUCUAACUAUCGGGCUCCUAAGGACUCAGAAGAAGCAGAUGAUGUGACCAAAGAACUCCAGGAGAAGGGCUGUGGGGCUAACACCCCCUCAUCGAGUUCAUCUGAGAGUUUAGAAGAUGACAAACCCACAAAGCACAAAAAAGAGAAAAAGGAAAAAAAGAAAAGAAAGAAAGACAAAGAGAAGACUGACAGGGAGGUAAAAGCAGAGCAGCCAUCUUCUUCAUCUCUCGGAAGCAAGACAAUAAAAGAAAAGGAUGACCCUGCCCCUAAGAAACACAGCAGUAAGAACUCAGAGAAGGUUCAGAAGUCUGAAUCCAGAGAGGGACAGAAGCACUACCCACGCUCCCCUGAUGUCAAGACUUCCUGCCAUGUUAGAGCAGAGGGCCCAGAGAGGGAGCUCAAGAAGGAGAAACCCAAGUAUGAGCACAAGCCCUCAAGCAAGAAGGAGGCAAGAGAAGACAAGAAUAGGAAUAGGGAUAGAGGGCGAAGCUCAGACACACAUUCUAGCCGUCACAGUGGGCAUUCUGAAGGGUGGAGUCACAGAAGUAGAAGUAGGAGCCAUGGACGUUCUGAAAGGUGGCAUCACAGAAGUAGAAGUAGGAGCCAAGGGCAUUCUGAAAGGUGGCAUCACAGGAGUAGAAGUAGGAGCCAUGUGUAUCCUGAAAGGUGGAGUCACAGGAGUAGAAGUAGGAGCCGAGUGUAUCCUGAAAGGUGGAGUCACAGGAGUAGAAGUAGGAGCCAUGGGCAUUCUGGAAGGCGGAGUCAAAAGAGUAGAAGUAGGAGCCAUGGGCAUUCUGGAAGGCGGAGUCACAGAAGUAGAAGUAGUAGUCAAGAUAAAUCCCGUAGACAUAAAAAGGCCCAGCACUCCCGGGAGUGGGAGACUUCCAAUCCCAGUGAGCAUAGGCGAUACUGAAGCCUGUUCCAACUGCCUGGUUAAUUGAAAAAUGAAUUGUUUUUAAAAAACGUAAUCAGAUUCAGUUCUGCUGUUAAUAUUUCCAUAUAUAAAAUCUCUGUGACAGUUCUUUUAAUCCCUUCAUAGUAGAUUCGUUAAGAAAGUUGUAAUUUCAACAGCCAGUUAUCCCAAAUUUUUUGGUACUGUCCAUUGUCCCUGGGAAUAUACUUGGUACUUCAUCAGAGUAUGUGCCCUGAAUUUUAGUUCAUAAAUAUUAACCUAUAGACCCCAAUUUGAGGUGAAAUUGCCAGAAAGGGAGAAUACCAGAUAAUUCUAUAAAUGUAUUGUUUGCGGUAGGUGGUAUUUAGAGCCCGGGAAUAUAGGACCACCUCAGUGGCACAUGGAAUUAUAUAAAACUAUAUAUAACUAUUUAGCUAUUGUGAAUUGACUGCUAUAAACAUUGAUGUGGCUGUGUCACUCUAAUAUGCUGAUUUUAAGUCCUGUGGGUAUAAACCUAGGGGUGGGAUAGCUGGGUCAAAUGGUGGUUCCAUUCCACAUUUUUUGAGCUAUCUCCAUACUGCUUUCCAGUGUGGUUGUGCCAAUUUGCUGGUCUACCAGCAAUGUAUGAGUGUGCCUUUUCCCCUACAUCCUCACCAACAUUUAUUGUUGUGGCUUUAUAGGGAUUGGUAGGAUUCCUAAAAUUAGCCAGUUCCCUCCCCAGCUUUCCCUUGAAAACCAGUUUUUAAAUACCUUUUUUUAAUUUUUAUUUUUGUGGUUGAUAUAUCUCUGCAUCUUUUUCCUUACCAUUUAUUUAUUUAUUUAUUUGUAUUAAGAUGAAAUUCACAUAACAUGAAAAAUGAACUAUUUUAAACAAUUCAGUGGCAUUUGGUACAUUCACAGUGUUGUACAAUUGCCAGCUCUGUCUAGUUCCAAAACAUUUUUAUUACCCCCAAAUGAAACCUUUUACCCUUAAGCAAUAACUCUUCAUUUCCUCCCUUUCCCAGUCCUUGGCAACCAUAAGUCUGCUUUCUGUUUCUAUAAAUUUACCUCUUCUGGCUAUUUAAAGUGAAACCAUGUAACAGUGGUGUUUUGUCUGGCUUCUUUAACGUAGUAUAAUGUUUUCAAGGUUUGGCCAUAUCAUAGCAUGUGUCAGUACUUCAUAUUUUUUUUUUUCGAGAUGGGAUCUUCCUGUGUUGUCUAGGCUGAUCUCUUAAUUCAUGGGCUUAAGUGAUUCUCUCACCUCAGCCUCCCAGGUUCCUGGGAUUGCAGGUAUGUACCACCAUGCCUGGCUCACACUUCAUUCCUUUUUUAUGGCUGCAUAAUAUCCCAUUGUAUAGAUAUAUCACAUUUUGUUUAUGGAUGGAUUUUUGAGUUGUUUGUACCUUUUGGCUAGUCAGUUCCCUUUUUGUGUUCCAGUUAUAUAAGGCUUCCUUCUGGGCCUACUUCAGUUUUCAAGUAGCAGUUCUUGCUGCAGUGGGAACACUUGUCAGUCCUGGUGGUCUUAGCAGUUCCUUCUCAUUGUUAGUCUUAGUUUUCUUAUCAGUCCUUAUCAGUUCCUUGGGAGGAACAGGUUCACAGGAUCUUUAAUGCUUGUGCUCCAUUGUUAAAAUUGAAUUUCUCUUCUUUGAAAUCCUGAGCUCAUUUUCAACCUCUUUCUUUUCUUUUUUAAAAAAUUCUUGUUUUUAGAUAUAUACAUGACAGCAGAGUGUAUUUUGACAUAGUGUACAUACAUGGAGUACAACCCAUUCUAAUUAGGAUCCCAUUCUUAUGAUUGUACAUAAUGUGGAGUUAGAGUGGUCAUGUAUUCAUUUAUGAGCAAAGGAAAGUUAUGUCUGAUUCAUUCUGUCUUUCCUAUUCCCUUACCCCUUCCCUUUCCUUCAUUCCCCUUUAUCUAAUACAAUGAACUUCUGUUCUUCUGCUCCCUACCCUCCCUUGUUGUGGGUUAAUAUCUACAUAUCAGAGAGAACAUUCGGACUCUGGUUUUCUGGGAUUGGCUUAUUUCACUUAGCAUGAUAUGCUCCAGUUCCAUCCGUUUACUGCCAAAUGCCAUAAUUUCAUUCUUCUUUAAGGCUGAGUAAUAUUCCAUUGUGUAUAUAUGCCACAUUUUAUUUAUCCAUUCAUCUGUUGAGGGGCAUCUAGGUUGGUUACGUAGUUUAGCUAUUGUAAAUGGAGCUGCUGUAAACAUUGAUGUGGCUGCGUCACUAUAGUAUACUGAUACUAAGUCCUUUGUGUAUAAACUGAGGAGUGUGAUAGCUGGAUCCAAUGGUGGUUCCAUUCCAAGUUUUCUGAGGAAUCUCCAUACUGCUUUCCAGAGUGGUUGCACCAAUUUUCAGUCCCAUCAGCAAUGUACGAGUGUGCCUUUUCUCCCAUAUCCUCAUCAACAUUAAUUGUUACUUGUGUUCUUCAUAAUUGCUGUUCUGACUGGGGUAAGAUGGAAUCUCACUGUAGUUUUGAUUUGCGUUUCUGUAAUUGCUAGAGAUGUUGAACAUUUUUUCAUAGGAAACAAUUAAGAAUGUGAACAGAGAGCCUACAGAAUAGGAAAAAAAUCUUUGCUACCUGUACGUCAGAUGGAGCAUUAAUCUCCAUGGUAUGCAAAGAACUCAAACAACAUAACACCAAAAAAAAAAUAAUAACUCAGUUAAUAAAUGGGCAAAGAACUGAGUAGGCACUUCACAGAACAAGAAACACAAGUGGUUGAAAUUGAAUUUCUGACCCUGCAAAAGGGAGGAUCAGAGCUUUAAUAUGUACUUAGAUUAUCCUGUGUGUUAGUUUGGGUAGGUCCUUGAUUAUCUGUGCAGGAGAUUGUGGUGGGAUUGAAAUUCCCAUAAAGAAGAAUAGAGAGGGAUCUGGAGGAGUGUGGGAAAGCUGUCAGACUAUGGUGUUAGGUGUGAUGUCUGAAGAAGAGAGUGGAAGAAGGAUGUUUAGGAAAAUUCUUGAAAUGCAGGUAUAAGAAAGUUCCAGCAAGACCAAUGGUGGGUUGUUGAGCUAAAGUCACCUUUUAGAAAAGUCCUGCAGGAUCAGACUGAUAAAUAGUAGUCCUUGCUAUUUGCCUCUGUCUCGGCCAUUGUGUCUAUUUUGUUCAUGUGCCCAUAGUGCCUGGUCUGUGUUAGCCAGUGACAAAGGCCUAUGCAGUUGACUGAAUCAUUUUGCCUUGUUGUUUUAAAACAUGUGACAGAAUUGAAUCAUACAGUUGUGAGGGCUUGAUUAGGUAAGCCUGAAAUUCAUAAGGUCAGAGUUGACAUUGUAGUCCUUAGGCAGAAUUUUACCAGGAACAGUUUUUACUGUUAAGGCUUUCAGCUGAUUAGAUGAGACCCACUCAGCUCAUCAGGGGUAAUCUUAAGAUCAGUUGAUGGUAGAUAUUAACCACAUCUAUAAAAUAUCUUCGCAGCAACACCUAGAUUUAGUGUUUUGAACAACUGGGAGCUAUAGCCAGCCUAAGACAAAUUAACACAAACUAAUCAUCACAAUUUACCAUCUUGUCCAACCGUGGCGUUCAGUUUUAGACAUUUCUACUUGGCUUUCCUCAUUGGGACAGCUGUUCCUCGACAGGCAAUGGAACCCUUGUGGGGCUUAUUCCAACUACCAAGACGAUUCCAGUUAUAUAUACUUGGGACUAGGAAAUGACCACUGAGUAAAUCAGUAGGCUCACUAUGAGCCCUAUUUGAGUCACUCAGAACUUAGUUGUUACUUGGCCUCAAUAAAUCCUCAGUUUAAUGGGCACUGUGAUGAUGCUUCCAGUCUCUAGGUAUCAGUCAACUUAGGUUCUCAGUGUACUGUUCAUCAAAAUGUUGGAAUAUUCUUUCCCCAGUGUACAUACAUUCAAGUAAGUGGCUAUAGGUUCCUUUGGGGAAGUUUAGGGAAGUCAUUGCAUACCAUUGUCCUCCCCAGGAACCCAGAUACCUCUUUCCAGAUCUGAACUGGGCUGAAGAAGUCUGGGAGUUGAUUAAGAAAUUAUAAAUUUUUAUUAGAGGAAAAGUACUCAGGCUCCUGUUCUUCCACUCUUUUUCAGCCUCUAGAUACUGAGUAACACCUUUGUUUGGCUGUUGGUAUUGCUCUUGGGGAUACCAUGUUCCUUUAGCCAUUUCCAGACUGCCUGAAAAUAAAGCACUCCUGGCUACCCAUCAGACCUUGUAGUUACAGUAUUUGUGGCCUCCCUGAGUCUGGUGCUUAAGUGCAUCUACCUACUCUCUAUUCCUCUGGAGCCCCUUCAUUCCCUUGGAUGUUAGAGUCCACCUCUGAGGGUUUCCCUCUGUCCUCUUUGACUUGCAGCAGAGGCUACCACUGACCUUACGCAUGCUGGUGCCCCUGUCACCAGUACAUUCCUGAUGGCCCUUGUUUUCUCUGACCCCUCUGUGGAGCACUGUCAUCUGAUGGGGUUUUUGAUCACAUAGUCCCUUCACUCCAGUAUACCCUUUUCUUUUGACUUUUUCUUUCUGUGCUGUUUUCCAAGGCAGCUAAGGCCUCUAUUUUUUUCAGCAUUGGCCAUUACUUUUACCAGCCUUCCAGGAGCCACCUAGAGGCUGCUUGCCCACUGUGGUCUUUGCCAGGGGGUUAAAUCGUGAAUCCUGAGAAAGUGCUUCCAAGUCCGAAAUCUUGCUUUUCUGGCCUUCUUGAUAUAGCAUCCUUGAAAUCCAAACCUAGUGCUUUCUUGUUGGUGUGUGUCAGCUGAUUCUAGUAGCUCGCUGGUAUGUAUGCUCUUCCUUAAUAAGCCCAGUAUUUCACAGCCAGGCUAUGUUGGGAUUAAACCCUACUCAUCCACUUAAUAAUCAGGAGAGGCUGCAUUCAGCUCCUCUGAGGGGUACAUUAGUUCUAGGCUUUGGGAAUUAGUUUGUAGCCUCUUCUGGUGCAGGGGAAGUGCUAUAUAAUAUGAUAUAGCACUAGAGAACAUAGUGGUUGCAGGAUCAGUACCCUCAGGGAUGUCUGGUUAAGUGUUCCCAUCCCAUAUUUCAAGGUGCUAGCACACCUGAAAGGCCAUUCCCCUAGGCCAUCUCCAUAGAAAUUGUUAGCAGUGGACUGCCACCCUAUGUCAUAGGUUAUUCGUGCCCAAUAUCCCACUCACAACAGUGUCCAGAACCCCAUCUUACCAUGGCCUGUUUUCCUAUUUCACUGGCACCAGUUGUGCUAGUUUGGCCUCUCUGAGAAGCAGAUGUGAAGAUGGGAUUAGACAUACAAGAGAUUAAGGAAAACCGAAGGAAAUGGGGAGGAAGCUGGGAAGAGCCUGGAUGCAGGUCUAACCCUUGUGGAUGAGAUUGAAGUUAGGAGGGGUGAUAGAAAGAGCCUUGAACUGUGGUUCUAAGACCUUUUCAGGCAAAGAAAUGUGUCUGUUGGGAGAAGCUGUGUACCUAGACCCUGAGCACACCUUCAUGUUCUUGUUGGCUGGCUUAGACUGCAAGCUUAUCCAUCUCCUAAUACUGAACUAUUGCUGCAGUCACGUAGGCAACUAAGUAUGACAAGGUGAUCACAGUGUGAGUACUAUUUAAACUUGCUUUCCAGGGGAGGGAUACUGGUUUGUUUACUCAUUACACAAAAAGUCCCAAGUCCUUGACCCCAGAUUCCUCAGCUGUAAUCCAACCCCCCACAUAUGUUGCAUUCAUCUGAGCCUAUUGCAUUGCCCUGGUACUUGGGAGCAGGGGAGUUGGAGAAGCUAUGUGGAUGUUCAUAGCGUUCACUGUAUUUUAAUAAACUCUUGUUCUAAACCA
Molecule: messenger RNA, 6979 nt
Organism: Marmota monax (woodchuck)
Lineage: Eukaryota; Metazoa; Chordata; Mammalia; Rodentia; Sciuridae
Gene: Rbmx2
Product: RNA binding motif protein X-linked 2
Exons: 6
Coding region: 54-1301 (415 amino acids)
Biological process (GO): mRNA splicing, via spliceosome
Cellular component (GO): catalytic step 2 spliceosome; U2 snRNP; precatalytic spliceosome
Molecular function (GO): RNA binding
Source: RefSeq, a predicted model, not a curated record